Messenger RNA from Lindgomyces ingoldianus, 2268 nucleotides. RefSeq lists its product as uncharacterized. Gene Ontology annotation, molecular function: protein tyrosine/serine/threonine phosphatase activity; mRNA guanylyltransferase activity. The transcript is spliced from 2 exons. Gene Ontology annotation, biological process: 7-methylguanosine mRNA capping; protein dephosphorylation. Lineage: Eukaryota; Fungi; Ascomycota; Dothideomycetes; Pleosporales; Lindgomycetaceae. The record is from RefSeq and is a predicted model, not a curated record. The coding region runs from base 1 to 2268 and encodes 755 amino acids.
AUGGAGCCUCAUUCGCGCCGCCGUCAUGGCACGUUGCUGCUUCCACAGGCCCUGAUUCUCUUCCUCAGGUCGUGUUUCGCCGACUCGCCAGGACUCGCUGUAACACAGUCUCACACCGAUAUUCCCUAUUCAGGCUGGUGGGAGACUAUAAAGAGACGCCUAUUUCAACGCCUACUUCACGUUCUCUCCUUUAUUGAUAGCAGAGAGUCUAUUUUUGUGGGCAUGGUGAAGUUGACGGCGAUUUGUGGCAUCGGUAUCGGCUCGGCGCUCUGGAUAUGGAGCAACCACAGCAAAGAAAAGAAGACCUCACGCUCUGUCAGCGGAUCGAGGAAAUCGGUAUCAGAUGUUUCCAGCGAUGAAGAUGCUACGGCAACCGAUCCUGGCCUCCUAAAGAAGCAUUCCACCGUGCGAGCAUACAAAGUACCCAGGACAGGCUUCACCUACCCGGCCAUCCGCACCUUCUAUCGUCCACACUCCCAGGAGAAGAAGUUGCCUAGCAAACCGAAUCCUGUUCCACUCCUUGUCUUCAUUCAUGGACUUGGGGGGUCCGCGGCUCAGUUUCAUCCCAUUCUUGUGAGCUUGGUCAACUUAGCACCAUGUCUCGCAAUUGAUCUCCCUGGAUGCGGCGUCUCGUCGUUUGAACCCAAGGAUUGGAACGCGUAUACAACCGAGGCCCUUGUGCAUCUCCUCGCCGUUAUCAUCGAGGCGCAUCGAGACCGCGAUGGAGGUCAAGGUGUCGUCCUCAUCGGCCAUAGUAUGGGUUGUUCUUUGGCAGCGCUCCUCGCGUCUUCCUCGUCCCCAUAUGCAGACCUAAUCUCAGAGCACAUUAAUGGCCUGAUUGCAGUCUGCCCAAACGCCGAACCGCCGACCAAAAGGCAGUGCAAAAGUAUAAAUCUUGUUACUUCGAUCCCCGGCCCUAUCUUCGAGUUGAUGCGUAAACUCGAUCGCCGAGGAGGUGUUAAUAGCAAAAGCGUUGAGCGAAUGGCUGGUCCAAAUGCUGAAGAGGAAACCAAGAAAUUGCAACUCCGAUUCAAUGAACAGAGCCAAACCCCGGUCUGGCAACGGAUGGCGCGUGGCAUGAUUCCCGACUAUUCUAUGGGAACCCCGCAGGGUGGCCUUCCAGGAAAGGAAGUCUGGAGUGGACUGCAGCUUCCAGUGUUCCUUGCAGCCGGUGACGCUGACAAUAUCACACCUACUCAUAACGUGGAGAAAAUUGUGAGGUUCCUAGGAAGAGACAUGUCUGCCAUCGAACGACGGAAAGAACCAGUCAGUCUGCCAAUUGCUGCCAUUCCGAUAGAUCCCGCCACGAUCGAUCCUGCGAUCGCAGAACGAAAGCACCAAGACUCAGGGGUAGAUGCACGAGACCUACCUCAACUUCUCGAUGACAACACCGUUCCCGCCUCUUCUACAGCCUCUUCGACGGGCGAAAGCUUGGUAAAUGCUGACACAACUUCUUCAACGGGAGAGAGCGCAACCAUUGCGGAAACGUCAGCGUCUACCAAUCUAGUCUCGCCUGCCUCCGAGCUCCCGCCACCGUAUCCCCGACGCCUUGUCAUUAAGACUACGAUUCUUCCCAAGCCAGCAGCUCAUGCUUUGCUGUUCGCGCCAUCCAGUUCUCGCACUCUCGCAGGGCUCAUCGGCACCUUCCUCGCCGACCACGUCGACCCACGUCUCUCUCUCGGCUGGCAACUGCAGUACUUAACAGCCGGGGGCAAAUGGGAUGUCAAGAACCUAGAGAAAUGGAGAGCGGUGCAGCCAGUGUCACUCCCCAUCGCCAACGUCUUCCGCGCGAUGAAGACGCUACGCGAAGUAGACGAGCACCACGCACCGAAGAUCUUCGUAAAGGAGUGGGCCGGCAAGAUCCGCGCGAUUGUAGAUAUUAGCCACGACUCGCCAGUCUACGAUCCAAAGGGCAUCGAGGACGGCGGAAUCGAGUACCAUAAGUUCCCGACCGUCUCAAAACUGCCGCCGACGGUGGAUGAGGUCCGCCAGUUCACCGCGCUGAUCGACAAGAUCCGUGCGGAGCUGAAGCAGGGUGUGGGCGCCGGUGAGCAAGCGCAAGCGCUUAUAGGCGUUCACUGCCACUAUGGCUUCAACCGCACGGGCUUCUUCGUCGUCAGCUAUCUCGUUGAGCGGCUGGGCUACAAGGUCGAAGAGGCCAUCGAUUUGUUCGCGACUGCUCGCCAGCCCGGCAUCAGACACGAGCACUUCAUCAAUGAACUCCAUGUUAGGUAUUGUGUCGGCCUCAAAAAAGCUCCCACUCUUUAA